GCCCCAAAGCCCAAAACGGUUCACAUGUGCAACUGACAGCGCCGACCCAUGACCCAGACCCGCCACAGAUCAAGGGGUGCGACCCGUAGCCCAAACCGGGUCACAUGGCAUGCCGUCUGACUCAAUCCUACCGUCUGUUACUUUACGUACACGAAGAUUAAUCAGAUACUCACAUAUUGUGGCUGUAGCAGUUACUGUUAGGGCCCGUCGGGAGAGAGGAGAAGGUGGUGGUUGUUAAUGGCAACCUUCGCCGCCGGUCUCUCACGAUCUCCUCUUCAUCUUCCUACUAUACGACCUUGUUGCCGGAUUUCACCCGCUCGCCCUUUUUCUGUUAUUUAUCCCACUGCAUAUUUUAUCAAAUCUCGAAGUUUAAGAACCCUAGUUUUAGCUUCCUCAGCUUCUUCUUCCGGCGGGGAAUUUAAUUCUCGAGAUGGGAAUUCUCGGUCGAAGAAAUCAGUUCUCUCAAAUUUGAUACAAGAAAUAGAGCCUUUGGAUGUGAGCCUUAUUCAGAAAGAUGUUCCACCUACGACAAUAGAUGCCAUGAAAAGGACCAUUUCGGGAAUGUUGGGCUUGCUUCCGUCUGACCAAUUUCAGGUGAUGAUUGAAGCAUUAUGGGAACCACUUUCCAAGCUGUUGAUUUCUUCAAUGAUGACCGGGUAUACAUUGCGGAAUGCUGAAUUUAGGCUUUGCGUUGAGAAAAAUCUUGAAAUCCAUAAAGGACAUAUUGAUAAGCAAAAGGCCGAAGAUACUAAACUUGAAGCUGAAGGUUUGUUGCUCAAUGACGAUGAAGUGAGCAAAUUUUUUAGACAAGACAACUUGCCACUAUCAGAGACAAACGGUGAAGUUACAUCCCAGAUUCCUGAUCUUGGGGAAAUUUCUCUUGAAGCUCGAGAAUAUAUAUUGAGAUUGCAAUCUCGUUUAUCUUCUGUCAGAAAGGAGCUCCAUGAAGUUAAGCGAAAAAGUGCGGCUCUUCAGAUGCAACAGUUUGUGGGGGAAGAAAAGAAUGACUUGUUAGAUUAUUUAAGAUCUUUGCAACCAGAAAAGGUAGCGGAGCUUUCAGAACCGUCAUCACCUGAGUUGAAGGACACCGUACAUUCAGUAGUACAUGGUCUCUUGGCUACCCUUUCUCCUAAAAUGCAUUCAAAAGCUUCUGAUCUCUCUGACAACCCAGCUAUAGGAACCAUAAUCAUUGAAACAAAAGAUUGCAUUGACGUUGUUGAAAAUACUUCCCUUCAAUUCCAGCCCCUUAUUUCUUUGACACGUGAUUAUCUGGCGCGCCUACUGUUUUGGUGCAUGUUGCUGGGGCACUACCUUAGAGGCCUAGAAUAUCGGUUGGAGCUUAUGGAACUUCUGUCCUUACCUUGCGUUGAAGAGAAUGGUACUUCUGAAGAGUGAACAAGUUCGUUGCAGCUGCUGUAAUUAUACUCAGUUAUAUAUGUGUAUAUACGUAUUUGUCUGUUAUAGAACACAAUAACUAUGUUUUGAAAUAUUUAACAAUAUGAUUUUUUUUCCCCAGAGAAUAAUAUGCUGAACUAAAACUUGCUAGUUCAUACCUGUAGAAACAAGAAACUUGCAUGUUUUCAAGUGAAUAAAUUCCAGAAAUUGUGUGUGGCUUGCAUUUU
Messenger RNA from Olea europaea var. sylvestris, 1622 nucleotides. RefSeq lists its product as uncharacterized. The record is from RefSeq and is a predicted model, not a curated record. Bases 238 to 1395 code for a protein of 385 amino acids. NCBI's taxonomy places the organism in Eukaryota, Viridiplantae, Streptophyta, Magnoliopsida, Lamiales, Oleaceae. The transcript has 6 exons.